This is a messenger RNA of Colletotrichum abscissum, 1644 nucleotides long. RefSeq lists its product as uncharacterized. The transcript is spliced from 2 exons. NCBI's taxonomy places the organism in Eukaryota, Fungi, Ascomycota, Sordariomycetes, Glomerellales, Glomerellaceae. The record is from RefSeq and is a predicted model, not a curated record. Bases 1 to 1644 code for a protein of 547 amino acids.
AUGUUUGUACCGGCGACGGCCGCCGCCGCCCAAUACGACGACGAUAUGAUACUAAACGCUUGCUCUGAUACGGUCGGCAUCAGCCUAGUCAAAAGCCCGCCGUACGCCACGGAAGAAGUCUGGAAAGUCAUGCAAGCCACCAUCACCCGACUCUACCAAAGCGAGGGCAAAUCAUUGAAGGAGGUGAAAGCCAUCAUGGAACGAGACCACUUCUUCUUCGCAACAGAGAGGAUGUUCAAAUCCCGCAUCGUUCGAUGGGGCCUAGACAAGAAGCUCAAAGAGCCGGAAGUCCUGCACAUGCUAGAACUUAAGCGAAAGCGCCAAGCGGCGGGAAAGGACUCGCGCUUCAGCAUCGAAGACCAGGACGUCGACUGGGACCGCGUGGAACAGUACCUCAAGCGCAGACCCGACCUGCAUAACACUACUAUCAAGCGAAAACACACGCCGGGCAAGAGUACCACCGCCACCACCUUGAAGCGUAAAAUCACAUGCAGAACACCUUCGCCGUCCCCAAGUCGAAGUCCAGUGCUAAACGCCUCCUCCGCAUCCCCAACCAUCAUCACUCCCCUCCCCUCCCUCCAAACCCCUUCCCCGUCCCUAGACACAGACAUCCAGUCCAACGUCCUCCACCUCUUCAGCACAUACCACACCUCCGCCUUCCAAACCGGCACCUGGGUCCUUGACGACGCACACCUCUGCGAAAACGACUUCGUCCACGUCGUACAGACCCUCACAGAAAUAGGAAAAGUCCCAGGCCUGCUCCAACGGAACCAGAUCCCCACGGGCCUACGCAACCUCCGCCGCGCGCUCGCUUCCUUCCGGCACGUCCUCCUGAUUCGCGAACCGCGGUUUUAUUAUUCCAUGCUUGUGAAUAUCCUCACGUUGCAGGGCAAUAUCCAGGUGUUGGAACAUUCUAUCCGGUACAUCCAUGCCAUUCACUGCGAGAUUCUAGGCGAGGGGCACCCUUUGAGCGUUGUAUGGUCCAAACUAAGAGACCUCCCGCAAGAGAUCCGUCUUGAGACGUUGAGGAGUGUGUUUGCCGUAAUAUGUCUGCAAUUCGAGACUGAGGCGGGGUUCAACAGCGAACAUGCCCUAGAUGUCCUCAUCAUGCGGUGUUCCCUGCUCAGACUCCUCGGCAACGUGGACGGGGGCGAGUUUCGCGCCGUCAUCAGGGGAUACACCGCAGCCGCGACGGAGGCCUUGAGACAAGACAACUACCAGCUCUCUUGCAGAAUCUUGCUCGGCGUGGCAACUGCCCUUCUCGAUGCUGGUGACGUUGAACAAGCGGAGAGGACGCUUUGCCAGAUUGGGUCUACGAUCAGUAUCCAAUCUCAAGUGGCAGCCCAUAAUAGGAAUUCGACCGAUAGAAAACAGCAACAGGAAGAUGAGCAGCUUUCAUUCCAGACACAGCAAGCUGACCGCUGCUAUCUGAGUUCUUUAUGCUCACACGCGAGUCAUGACGGUCAAGAUGAAGGAGCCAGCGAGACGAAGAUAAUAUACGGGUACUAUAAAGGGGUAUGGGAGCCAUGGAGUAAGUGGUCUCCCGCGGUGGUGAAAAGGGUUCUUGAUACGCAUCGCCGAGCACGAGAAAGAGAUAUUUGGGCUGCGAGGCUGUGGGCUGACGUUUUGCUCGCUGUGAGGUGA